AUGGACCACUUCGUCACCCCACUUCCUCCAGCCGAAAGCGAAGCGAACAGGGUCGAGUAUCAACCCAACAACAUCGAGGCCGAGGCCAACAAGCAGCGCAGGAAAGUCCAGAACCGAAAGAACCAAAGGGCACAUCAGCCCACUGCUCAAGAUGUGGCAAUCAACGCAUCGAUAUCCAUUCCUGAUCGCACUGUAGACCUCUGGAAGCCGCCUACAUACACUCCGGGUCAAGCUCCCACUACGCUAACACCCCCGUCCAUGGUCUUUCCCCUCUCUACGGACCACCUCCUUCACCUAGUUCAAUACAACGUCUUCCGAGCCUUUGUCUCAAACAAGCGUACUCUAAACGCGCUUCUUACAGGGUGGACAAACGAUAUGCCUCCUUCCCCAACCACAUGUCCCAUCAGCCUUCCUUACAUCGACGACACGAACAUCUAUCCCUUGAAUCCCAAUAUACCUCCUUCACUCUUCCCGACUCGCAUCCAGCAAGAGCGUUUGCACUCUUUCUGGAUCAACCUCUUUCCUUUUCCUUCAGUGCGCGACAACCUCAUCAGGCAUGAGGGACUCUUCGAUCCCUGGGAACUAUUGCAGGAUCUCAUUGGCGAGCUCAUGGGUGCUACGCCAAUGCAAGAGCGACGAGGUACGCCUCUUGCUAUCAGAGUUUCUGACCCUAAGGUCGUGUCGAUACCGCCGACCGCAGUAGUAGGACGUGAUGAGGAUGAGGUUACUGCGGGUCGCAAGGGACUCGUUGUUUGGGGUGAGCCGCACGACAUGAAGAGUUGGGAGGCUACCCCUGGCUUUCUGGCUAAGUGGUCAUGGGCCGUACAGGGAUGCGACGAUUUGCUUGUAUCUAGUAACCGCUGGAGGUUGAUGAGGGGAGAAGAACCUUUGCGUCUUCCUUUGAUGGAAAAUUAG
Molecule: messenger RNA, 915 nt
Organism: Alternaria arbusti
Lineage: Eukaryota; Fungi; Ascomycota; Dothideomycetes; Pleosporales; Pleosporaceae
Exons: 2
Coding region: 1-915 (304 amino acids)
Source: RefSeq, a predicted model, not a curated record